Messenger RNA from Cylindrotheca closterium, 1425 nucleotides. The record is from the annotation of a GenBank genome assembly. Lineage: Eukaryota; Bacillariophyta; Bacillariophyceae; Bacillariales; Bacillariaceae.
AUGGAAAAUAAACCAAAAUCAAUGAAGAGGACACGAUGGAUGAAAGCAGCAUUCAUGAUCGGCUCUUCUAUUUUGCUAGAACUGGAAGCUUCGCUUGCCUUCUCGUCUUCUGUGUCAACCAAGAGUCACAGUGCAACACUUGAGAAUGGAUGUCGAGCCGUGCCUCAUGGGGAAGGAAGCUUGUGCGCUGUUGCCCCAGGAGAAUAUGCUGUCGGAGAAUCAUCUGAGUUGCACUCACUUCAGGUUUCCAAGCGCCUAGAUAUUCUAAAUUUGCAACAAAUUCCAACGUCCAUCGAGCGACGACCGGCGCUAGAAACACGAACUCGAAACGCUAGAAUUAUGCGCCCGAGCAGUCGCAAUAGCAGUCCAAAGAUCGACAAGAGACUAAGUCCAAGAAACCGAGGAGCCUUGCUCACCAAAGACGAAGAAGGAGUGUUGACACGCAGCAUCGCAAGCCUUCGUCAAGCGAUUCGGAUUCGCGACGAGCUUGCCCUAAACUCCAACAUCAACUAUGCCGCUGAAUCGGACUGGGCCAGUGCGUGUGGAUUAUCGAUAAUUGAAUUGAGGAGAUUAAUGCGUGACGGCCAAGAGGCACGGUCGAGGUUGGUGUCAGCGAACGUAGGCCUCGUAACUGCCAUCGCGAAACGUCACCACAAAUCCUUGAAAUAUGCAACAGAAGCUGGAGGAGGCGUAGGAACAAUCUUGACUCUGCAAGAUAUGAUACAGGAAGGAAACCUUGGCUUGAUGCAGGCAGCAGAGCGCUUUGAGCCAGAACGUGGAAAUCGAUUCUCAACCUAUGCUACAUACUGGGUGAAGCAACGUAUUCUACGAUCCAUCUCAGAUUCUUCUCGUAUUAUCAGAUUGCCAGCACACGUUCAUGCUAUGCUACAGAAAGUGAACAAAUCUCGAAAAGACAUGAUUCACGAAAUUGGAAGACCACCAUCCGUACCAGAACUGGCCCACUACAUGGAGAUGAGCGUUGAGGAACUGGAAAAGCUGACAUCUCGAGCUCGCAAUGUGGUCUCGUUGGAGAACCGAAUUAGAAGCGGAGGUAGUCCCAAAGAAGACAAUCGCAAAAUUGUGGACUUCGUCGUUUCAGAUGCUCCAACGCCUGAAGAAGAUGCCGAAAGCCAACAUUUGAAGCAGGAUAUCCGGGCAGUCAUUGCUGAACUACAAGUUAAAGAAAGAGAAGUUCUCAUACUUCGUUUCGGAUUAGAUGAUGGUAAUCCAAUGAGCAUUAAUCAAAUAUCAAAACACUUGGGCAUCUCGAGUGACCGAGUGCGAAACAUCGAAGCGAGAGCGCUCAACAAACUGCGAAACCCGCAACGGAAUUACCGUUUGAAGGAAUACCUUUGUUCGCAAGAAGAAAAGGAGCAAAUCCCGGAGGAAACUUGCCUUACCCCCGAACGAAUGUGGUUUGUCUAA